Messenger RNA from Hyphopichia burtonii NRRL Y-1933, 1518 nucleotides. It is a transcript of the gene URA1, whose product is annotated as dihydroorotate dehydrogenase. The coding region runs from base 90 to 1442 and encodes 450 amino acids. Gene Ontology annotation, cellular component: cytoplasm; mitochondrial inner membrane. Gene Ontology annotation, molecular function: dihydroorotate dehydrogenase activity. Gene Ontology annotation, biological process: pyrimidine ribonucleotide biosynthetic process; 'de novo' pyrimidine nucleobase biosynthetic process. The record is from RefSeq and is a predicted model, not a curated record. Lineage: Eukaryota; Fungi; Ascomycota; Pichiomycetes; Serinales; Debaryomycetaceae. The transcript has a single exon.
GUAAAAACCAUUGAAUUGAUUCUUUUAUAUAUUCAAUCCUAGUCCAAGUGCAUUAUUGUGAAUUGCAGAGGGAUCUAGCAAGGAGGGAUAUGAUGAACAGAUCUUUUUUCUCGCGUAACACCGUCCAGAUCGGUAGAAAGGUUGCUUAUAAUCAAAGACAGACGUUUACCACCAAUGCCAAACUUCCAAUCUUGAAGUCAAGCGUACUUCCAAGAUCAAUUUUAUGGGCAGUUGGGUUGGCUGGAGCAGCCGUAGGUGGGUUCUAUUUGGCAGACGCAAGAUCUGCGUUCCACGAGUAUGUUCUAUGCCCAAUUAUCAGGGCCUCCACCAGUGCUGAACAAGGUCAUAAGUUAGGUAUAUUUUUCAUGAAGUAUGGGUUGACCCCAAGAUUGCUUGAUGAUGAAACAUACGACACCUCCGAUGUCUUGGGAGUAGACGUUUUUGGAACCAAGUUGAAAUCACCCAUUGGGUUGGCUGCUGGUCUUGAUAAGGACGGUGAAGCUAUUGAAUCAUUGUUCAAUUGUGGGUUCUCUUACGUCGAGAUUGGUUCCAUUACUCCAGAACCCCAACCUGGUAACCCGCAGCCUCGUUUCUUUAGAUUGCCAAGAGACGAUGCUGUGAUCAAUAGAUAUGGCUUUAAUUCAAGCGGACACUUUAAUGUUGUGGCCACUUUGAAGCUUCGUUUUGAAAAAUUACUUCAGAAAUUUCAAAGAAACAACUCGCCAGACUCUGAAAUUCCUUCCAAUGCUUUUAGAAAUGGUAAAUUGUUAGCAGUCAACUUGGGUAAGAAUAAGUUUGGUGAUGAAGUCACCGAUUAUGUCAAAGGUGUUGAGAGAUUGGGUCCUUAUGCUGAUGUUUUGGUUAUUAAUGUUUCGUCUCCAAACACCCCGGGCUUGAGAGAUUUGCAAAACGAACUGAAACUCACAAGCUUAUUGUCUACUGUUGUUGCUGAAAGAAAUGUCUUGCAGAAUAACUUAUUGGGUAAAAAGCCUCCAGUGCUAGUCAAAGUUGCUCCUGACUUAACUGAACCUGAAAUCGAGUCUAUUGCCACUGCAGCUAAAACUGCCAAGGUCGACGGUAUCAUUAUUUCCAAUACCACCAUCCAAAGACCAAAGAGUACCUUGAAGACCACUGACAACAAUUUGGUUGACCAAACCGGUGGGUUAUCUGGUAAACCUUUGAAACCCAUCGCUUUACAGGCCUUAAGACAUUUGCGCAAGUACACCAAGGACUCAGACUUGGUCCUUGUGGGAUGCGGUGGUAUCUCUAGUGGUAAAGAUGCUUUGGAAUUUGGUAAAGCUGGUGCUACUUUUAUUGAGCUUUAUACCGCAUUUGCCUAUAAGGGUCCUGGUUUACCAGGUAAAAUCAGAGAUGAGUUGAUUGCCGAGUUGAAGAAGGAAGGCAAGACAUGGCAACAGAUCAUUGGUCAAGAUGACAAGUAAAACUGUAUUAAUCUUUAGAUACUAACUAAUAUAAACGUAAAUUUUAACUGCAAAAUACACCUUCCGGCCUCUACAC